Messenger RNA from Trypanosoma grayi, 1956 nucleotides. RefSeq lists its product as hypothetical. The transcript has a single exon. NCBI's taxonomy places the organism in Eukaryota, Euglenozoa, Kinetoplastea, Trypanosomatida, Trypanosomatidae. The coding region runs from base 1 to 1956 and encodes 651 amino acids. The record is from RefSeq and is a predicted model, not a curated record.
AUGACGGCGGACCACGACGUUCUUUUCCUUGGCUGCGUCGUCGUGACGCUCGCGGAGGUGCGCGUGCGGGGAACGCCGCUGCAGCGCGAGGCUCACAGCAACGGCGGUGUGCAGUUCCACGUGCGCGCGACGGUGCGGCCAACGAGUGGCAGCACGGAGGAGCGGAUGGGCGAGUGCGCUGAUUCCAUCGCCCACCCAUUGCAGAACACAGAGAUGGCGGAGGAGCUCGUCGUGCCCGUCAUGCUGGAGCGCGCCUCGUACAGAGUCGAGGCAAAUGCCAACAAUACUGCCGAAACUACGGUACCAAGCAACAGCAGCAGCAACAACAAGAACAAUAACGAUAACAGCAACAACUCGGAGGAAGAGCUGAGGGUGGAGUUAGUGCUGGAGGUGUCCAUUGUGCGGAGUUCUGCGCCGUCGGUGGUUGCGCGUCGCACCGUGCUGAUUGAGUCGCUGCGCGAUGUUUCCUACCAGAACUGCGGUGUGGCGACCGCGCGUGUGGACGCCGUCGCGCUGCGCCAGAGUGAGGUGUGGGGGCAUUUCAUCCACAUCCCCGGUGGGGGCAGGAACACGUCCCUGGCCCCGAAGGAGGAUGUCGACUGGUCGGGGGUGGAGGUGCAGUUUGUCGUGCGUGCCCUCGACAUCUCUGAGCCGGUGCGGGCAAUGCUUGCUGCCGAGUGCGAUGCCUACGCGCUGCUUCGCCUGCCGCAGCGUGACCCGCAUACAUCAUUUGUGUCUUCUUUGCAGCCGAAGCAGCAGCAGCAGCUACCCUACGGCGCCCUCCCCCUCAACGCGCUCUACCACUGCUACCGCCGCUUCUAUGAGUUCGUCUUCAACAAUACGCUGCGGCACUCUGAGCACGUGGAUAAAAUGCUGCGCGGGGCCCAUGCUGCCGACGGUGCCGAGCGCCGCUGGAAUGCACUGAAGACCGUCGACCUGCGGCCUGUGCUCCUCGGCGACGAUGCACUCGCUCCGGUGUUGGCGACGCUCUUCUACUGCCCCUCGCUGUGCUCACUGGUGCUUGACCAGAACAGCGCGGGGGACCUCACAUGUUACCGUCUCGCCGCUCUCUUUAGCCGCCACCGACACCUGCAGGAGGUGUCGAUCUGCCGCAACGCGGUGCACGAGAGCGGUGCGGAGCAACUUCUCCGCCUCGCACGGCGCAACAAGCGGGUGACACUGCUGUGUGCUGCAGGCAAUCCAUGUUCCUUCCACGUACUGGAGCGCAUGCAGCGGGUGGCGACGAUGAACGAGGAGACCAUGGAGAAAGACCCCUAUAAUGUGUUCUCCGCUUCGUACGCGUACGCCACCUCGCCAGACGCUUUCCCAUCUGCUCUUGUGAAGAAGGCCCUCGCCGUGUGGGCCAUGUUGUCGGUGGCUCCUGUACGUGCCGUUGCCGCUGAUGCCGCCGUUUCCGCCGAAGAUGGCGAAGGCAAACUAUCAAUCAUUCCGGACUGCGCAUUGUCCCCGCUGCUGAACGAGAUCAUGCGCACCGUGGUGGUUCGAAUGUCGCCGGGGUUGCCGGACCCGUGGAUUCGCAUGGUGUUUUCCGACGUGGAGAGCCCCUGGAAGACCGCAAUGGCCGCGCGAGGGGCCAACGACAACGUCAGUGGGGCCGACGACAACGCCAGUGGGGCGGCGUGGCCGGCUAUAGAGCUGGGGACGUCGUUUGCAGACGUGGAGGAGCUCUACGGUUACUCAUUCCUCCACAUUGUCGUCGUCACAAUGCGGGGCAUGGCGCGGGCAGCAGAGUGGAUCGAUACCGCUGCGGUGCUGCGUGACAUUGGGAAGCGGCAGAAAUCGAUUGGCGUAAUGCCGGAAGACUACCGUGAUGCUGUGCGGGUGUUUCUGCAGUCCCUCAUCUCGGUGUGCGGCAACGAAGACGCCGAUGCGGAGCAUGCCGCCGCCUUCUUGCAGUGUCUUGCCCUGGGCCUGCGGACGGCGGUGCUUGCGUGA